Thamnophis elegans (Western terrestrial garter snake) is the source of this 8261-nucleotide messenger RNA. RefSeq names its product lemur tyrosine kinase 2 (gene LMTK2). The transcript is spliced from 14 exons. Lineage: Eukaryota; Metazoa; Chordata; Lepidosauria; Squamata; Natricidae. Bases 229 to 4539 code for a protein of 1436 amino acids. Gene Ontology annotation, biological process: protein phosphorylation. Gene Ontology annotation, molecular function: ATP binding; protein kinase activity. The record is from RefSeq and is a predicted model, not a curated record.
AGAUGGCGGCGGCGGGGGAUGAGGCGAGGCGCCGUUGCCGGCCGUGCCUCGUGAGGUAAACGGCGGUUCCACCGGGCCUCCCUCCUCGGCCUGCUGCUGCUGCUGCUUGGCGCCGUUUUUCUCCGGCGGAGAACCCAUGCCGGCCUUUCCGAGCCCCGCCGGCUGAGGCGAGACAGGCCCCGGCCGUGCUGAAGAAUCGCCUGGAGCCUCCCGUGAGGCGGCGGAGGGAUGCCGGGACGGCUGCUGCCCCCCGGGAUCGGCUGGGGCGAGCUCGGACUCCUCUGCUGUUGGCUGGGCGGCGGGCAGGCGGCUCCGCUGCCCCCGGCAGGGCCAGGAGAAGAGACAGCCUUUGAAAUUUCCUACUCCUUGGUGGUUCUUUCUGCCGGCGGCCUCUUAGUUUUGAUACUACUGCUUGUAAACUGUAUUUCCUGCUGUAAAGAUCAAGAGAUUAACUUCAAGGAAUUUGAAGACAAUUUUGAUGACGAACUGGACUUCACCCCACCCGCAGAGGACACCCCAACCAAUCAGUCUCCCGCAGAAGUGUUUACCCUCACGUUGCCCAGUGUUUCUCUCCCAGCUCCAUCCCAAUUCCAACUUCCCACAGAAGAUCUGAAAUCUCAGGUUGCUCGGCAGAAUCUAAACUAUAUCCAAGAAAUAGGAAAUGGCUGGUUUGGAAAGGUUCUGCUGGGGGAAGUUUACACUGGCACCAGUGUAACCAGAGUCAUUGUGAAGGAGUUAAAAGCCAGUGCCAGUCCCAAGGAACAGGAGCGGUUUUUGAGACAUGGGGAGCCAUAUUUCAUCCUUCAGCAUCCCAAUAUUCUCCGCUGUACCGGCCAGUAUGUGGAAGCCAUCCCUUAUCUGUUGGUAUUUGAAUUUUGUGACCUGGGUGACCUAAAAACCUAUCUUUGCAACGAGCGGGACAACAUUAAAGGAGACGCUCAAAUAAUGCUGCUGCAGAGGAUGGCCUGUGAAAUUGUGGCGGGACUUGUCACGAUGCACAAGCACAAUUUCGUGCAUGGAGAUUUAGCUUUAAGGAAUUGCUUCCUCACAUCUGAUUUAAAUGUAAAAAUUGGAGAUUAUGGAAUAGGAUUCAGUAGGUACAAGGAGGAUUAUAUCGAAACGGAUGAAAAUAAAUUCAUACCCCUCCGGUGGACAGCUCCAGAACUGGUGACCAGUUUUCAGGACCGGCUCUUAACAGCAGAACAGACGAAGAACAGCAAUGUCUGGGCCCUGGGAGUGACGCUGUGGGAACUUUUCAGUGGCGCCACGAAGCCUUAUUCUGAGCUCUCCGAUGAGGAGGUUUUGACACGAGUCAUCAAAGAAAAACAAGUCAAGCUGUUGCAACCACCACUCGAGCAGCCCUAUUCUGAUCGAUGGUAUGAAGUUCUGCAGUUCUGCUGGCUGUCUCCGGAAAAGCGAGCCACCUCCGAGGAAGUCCACAAGCUUCUGGUCUACCUCUGCAUGCAGAUUCAGAAGGAUUCCGUCAUCGAUCCCGAACAGUGGGAGGACCUCAAGCCCAACAUUUCAAACCGAGAACCGUUGGGGAGUUCUGCUUUUCCCAUACUGGAUCAUUUCACCGGCAGCCGAUUUGGCCGCGAGAUGGAAGAGGUCCUCACCGUCACCGAGACAAGCCGAGGACUCAACUUUGAGUACAUCUGGGAGGCAGCCAAACACGACCACUUUGAAUGUAGCCAGUCAAACCCCGUCGACAACAAGACUUACACGAACAUCUUCUUCCCGGUGGAGGUUUUUGAGAACACGCUGACUGACCAAGGGCCUGGAGCUCAGGUUGAAAGUGGACAGGAAGUGUCCCUUCUGGUGCCUGGAGAACUUCCCGUGUUUAACGCCCGCAAACCUUCGAUUGGAAAUGAUUAUUACAUCCAGUUGGAAGAAAAAAUUGGAGGCCGUAGGAACAUCAACUUUGACCACCAGGUGGCUGAAUUGACCACCGAAGUGGACAACUCUGAAGUUCCGAAAGACCAAAAUUGCCACGUGGUGGUUCUAGAACACUUUGCGGCUGAAUCUAGCACAGACGGGGAUAUUUUCUGUAGCAGUGCAGAUCCCAAGGAAGAGAAUUUACAGGCUCUGCUUAGCCCUUCCCAAAACGGUGGCAUCAUCACCAAAACUGAACAGUUGGCAAAUGGAGUCAGUAGACUCGAUUUAGCUGAUAUAAACGAUAUCCGUCUGGAGCUGGAAGCGAUUUCUCGCUUGGACUUUGAGGAAUCUACCCAGGGCUUGCCCAAGAAGAGAAGCUCCUCGCCCACCUUUCAAAAUGAUUUCUUGCAAGAGGACGCCUCGCAGGAAUCUGAACUUAGCCAACUGACUUUAGAGGAACUGUCUGAUAACUUCCUUUUUCUCCAGGAGAAUAAUUUAUUGAAGGGGACCCCGAGGGACGGAAGCGGUGGCGAUCUCAGUAGAGCUCGCGACCAAGCAGAUAAAUUAGACCCAGCAAAUAUGAACUCUUUGGGAGUUGAAUGUAACCUGAGUGGAAAGGUUUGUGACACUAACGAGGAUCUUCUUGGGCGAAUAGGGACAUUUUCUGGUCUCCCUGGGGUCGAUAAGCAGCUCCUAUUGUCCUUUUUCAGCCCGGAGAAAAGCCCUCCUAACAGAGAAGUUGGAGUUAACUCUCCCCACAAUGUUGCCGCUUCUUUCCUUGGAACGGAACAAGUCUCCGAAUCCGGUUCCACGGAUAUUCACUCCACCCGUGUCAAAAACCAGACCGGUGGCGUCCGCUCCUGCCCCGGCGUUUCACUCAAUGCUGAAGAAGGAGAGGAACAUCAACAGGAACUUCAACACAACAGUCACUCCUGGGAGUUGAUCUCCGAUUUAAACCCCGAGAAACCCGGACGAGAUCGCGCCGACAUUCUGAAGGAAAGUGACAGAACGCCUUCAGGGGAAAGGUACGACCCGGCGGGUCGUCUCCCCACAGAUCGCAUCAGCCACGAUAGCCUACUAGAAGACAGUUCAUCAGGUUCAACCCCGAGCCUGGGACAACUGGUAGAUACGCCAGACUCCUUCGAGACAUUAGACAUGAACGAAGUUUUAGAACCCUUCGAACCGGAAAGCCCCCGGAAAUGUUUACCCCCUGAUAAGCCCGCCGACAGUGGCUACGAAACGGAAAACCUAGAAUCUCCUGAAUGGACUUCCCAUCUGGUUGGCAGCAAUUCUGGUGAAUCGGGGGGAAAUCUUGUGCAAGAGAACCCCGCGAUCAUCGUGUCAGCGGACGUCAAUCCUUACGCCGGCCCGACAAACAUGGAUAAUUUUGAAACCACUCCUCAGGCAGCUUUGGAAGGGGUCCAUAAUUCAUACAGAGACUCGGCCUACUUCUCUGAUAACGAUUCGGAGAUUGAUAAGAAAUCUGAGGCUUCCAGUCUACCGAAAAGGCCAACAGUAUUAAUCAAGGACCACACCGAUUCCUUUGAAGUGGAAAACGCUGGGAAUGCAAAAAAUCCUUCAAAUGUCAGUGAAGUCGCUAAUUAUCAAUUCGUCAAUGACUUGGCCUCACAGCUGGAGGCGGAUGGAGGAGUAGAAGACCGCGAGUCGGAUGAAAGAAAGCAGGAGUGGCUUCAUAAAGCCGAAGAUACGACGCCGUCGCUGCUUGUCCCUGACCUAGAACAUACAGAUGAGGAUGAAAUAUAUGAGGAUUUCCCCAAAAGCGUAUCUUGCAUCGGCACCAGUACGGCAGAUUUUUUCCCCAAGGGCGAUCCGAAGCUCGCGCCCGCCUUGUACAAUGCUCCCGAACACUUUGAGAAAUCCAUACUGGGCCACCUUGAAGGCCAUAAGUUGAAAGAGCCCGAUAUCGAAGGGAAGUAUCUCGGGAAGCUGGAUGUCCCUCGGUUGCUGGACCUCACCUUAGAUGAAGAGGACGCCGACGAGGAAGAUGGGAACAGCGACGAUUCGGAGGACGAUAUGAAGAGCUUCAACCUUCACGGGCUCAGCUCGGACAGCGACGAGGACAUCAUGGUGUACCCCGUGCCGGAAAUCAUUAGCGAUAGAAGUGAUGGGAAGCACUUAAGGAGCUUGCUGAAACAGCCAAAGCAGCCCCAGGAGAACCACUCGACCGACGCCUUUCAGAAGAAUGGGAAAAAAGCAGUCACAUUCUUUAAUGAUGUCACCUUAUAUCUUUUUGAUCAGGAAACACCAACCAAAGAACUCGGAAAGCGUAUUGCCGAAUCAAACUCUAAUCACACUCCUGCCCCGGCUGCCAGUUUCGGUUACUUGAAUAAGUUCACCAGUUCAGAAAGUUCUACGGAUGAAGAAGGUGGUUUUGAGUGGGACGAUGACUUCUCUUCCCCUGGGCCCCCCAUGAUCUUGAAGGCCGCAAGCACUCUCAUCAGCUCCAAGUCGUCUUCUCUUCAGACCUCCAAGUACCUUUCUCCCCCACCGCCGCCCCGAAGCCCUGAGCAGGACUGGUUCCACCCUCCCCCUUACUCCAGGUUCUCCAUCUCCCCCGCAAACAUUGCAAGCUUUUCGCUCACUCACUUGACGGACUCCGAUAUCGAACAGGGGGGGAGCAGUGAAGAUGGAGAAAAGGAUUAAGAACUUAAGCGUCUCUCGGUCGGUCGUGGGGAUUGUGGGGAAUACCUCCACUUUGGACUAAGAGCCAUUGAAAAGAAGAAGAAGUUGAAGGCCUGCUGUGGAAACACGCAGGCAGGAGCAGAAUUUGGAAUGGGUGUAUUUCCAUUCCAGCGUACUAUUUUUGAAAAGCCACACCUCCCUAUGCUAGCUCUCUUCCAGUACUUGAAAUAAUCCUCCAGAUGAUUUGUACCACAGCGAUGUUCUGGUUUAUAUAUAGGAUUGUAAUAUACUUUAUUUCUUUUUUUUUUUUUUCUUUUUUUUUGAGGAGGGGGCGUGGUAGCCAUGUAUUUAUCUGUACGAAUGUGUAAAAUUGUAUAUAGUUGAGCUGCAGAUAUACUACAUUCCUUGAUCGGGCUGAGAGCUGUUGUGUAGCAAGCCAUGUUUCGCAGGUUUCGCUCAUCGCUUAGCUGUAGCCGUGCUAGUUGUGUCCUUGCCGAGUCCCUUUGCACUGUACAAAGCAUUCCGGACCAAUGGGAGUUGUAGUACCGGCUUAUUUAAAUGGGUUUCAUUUUACUCCUGUGGGUCUCUUUCCAUGAAUCGACUCGUCGGAGAAUACGGAACUUGAGUCGUCCCGUUUAUUGUUUUCUUUUUUUUUUAAGGAUAUCUGCCACUUUUACGCGCUGCUGCUCGUGUAUCUAAAAGGGCCACCCACUUGGCGAGAGAAAGGAAGUUAAUCCUCACUUGCAAUUAAUGGGGGUUGGUUGACUUAUUUUUAUUUGCGGUUGGCUAAAAAUGGUGAUGGUGAACUGGUUUGGGGGUUUUCCUUGUUUUUUUGUAGGGCAAAUUGUCUGAGGUUUUGGUCUGUGUGUGUGUGUGUUUGUUUGUCUGCAGCAUGCUCAUGGUGCAUCCCUGUUCAAACGAUCUUCUUGGUUACUGGACAACUUGUAGGUUGACAUUGUCCAUGCCAACUGUUGACAUUAUCCAUGCCAACUUUUAAGGAUCCGUCCAUGUUUCUGGUUGCAGUCAGAUAGAAGAUUGCUUUCCUUCUGCCACCAGUGAUCUUCCUUGUUGAAGUCAACCACCUGUUUAAAAAAAAAAAAGGUUUUAACAAAUUUGGGCUCCUGGGGUCUUUCUGGUUGUUAAAAAUUGAGCAUGGAUCACAACAAUCCUCAGUAGGUCUUUGAUUUUUUUUCCAUGGCUGAUGUAAAGUUUUCUCUCGCGUGAGUUCUGAAACUUAAGGCCUUUCAGGAUGCAAGCUGCAAGGUGUUUGCUAGUAGGCAGUUUUUCAUUCAACCCUGAGGUUUGAGUGUCUUUUUUGAGCUCCAGGCAACUUUGUGUAAGCCUAUCUCCUCCAAAAUAGGAGAAGGUCCCACUUGUGACAAGCACAGUUUUUGUUACGCCUUAAGUGGGCAAACAGCUUUGCUUCUCAGUAAAACAGCUCUCUCUUUCUCUCUUUAAAAACGUAUUCUCGUGCUAAAAACAAGCAUUUGUGCUGCUCUGUGUAAUUUGCACCCAUAGUUCGGUAGGGGAAGAACAGGCUAACAACCAAUUUGGGAAGCGUUCGGGUCGUCGUGCGAAACGAGCUGCUGAAAGGACGAAUUUCUUGAACUAGAAUGAAAGAAAAGGGGAAAAAAACACCGUAAGGAAGGACUGGAAAGAAACAUGGAUGUUUUUAGCCUUCCACCUGUCUUAGUUCUUGGAAGCUAUGCGAAGGGUAGAAGCGGUCAUGCGUGAAACAUGCCAGGGAGUGGUAUUGAGCAUUGAUGUGUAAGCAUCUUAAGGACUCCCCAAAAACAGUAGCAUCUUGAGAAUCGUUUUUGCUUUCUUGGGUUCUGCUUCAGCACCUGCCAACAUGCCUUUUGAGAGCUCUGCUCUUGACCUGGUGGUCCUUGACAGAUCCAACUUCUCCAGGCACCGAAUUCCUUCUUAACUGACGGCCUCGGAUCUGGUCUUCUCCGCUCUUGGAGAAACUUGCAGUCUGAAGUGAGACCUCUUCUAUCAGAUGACGACACAUAGAGAACUCAAAACUGAGCCUCCUCAACUCUCGUUUUGGGUCUUGGCCUUGUGUGGUAGGAAUUUGGACGUCGUUUGUGGCAAGUGUCCCCAGGGACACCUUUCAAAUACAUGGAGAUCAACGCUCCCUUCAGGGCAGAAGACACCUUAGUGGUGAACACCAUUCAGCAAGGUUGAGGGAAGAGGAUGUUGGCAUUCCCUUCAUUUUGGAGUCUUGCAAUUGACUAUUUGACCCAACAUGCAUCCUACAUUACAGGCUUUUCUCCAGAUUCUUGAGGGCGUUUUCCUGUUGCCUUGCCCCUCACCUCACUUCACUUCACUUUAAUCCCAUGUCUAAAUGUUAAUACGAGGCCUAUUUUUGGAUAAGCCUGGGGCAACUGUUUCAUCAAAAAGGUAGAGUUCCCGGUACACCAUGCCCCAGGCUGCGCCAGAAAUCUUUUCCUUGUGCUUGAAAUAUACGUGAGCCUCUUUAGUUAUUCAAGCUUUUCAAAUUAAAAGUAUGAACUAUUGAAAGUCAAACAUUAGCUUUUUUUUUUAUAGCUGAGGUGGUAUCCCCUCAGCUUCCCAAAUCCAUCCCUCCUUGUCCAAGUUUCUUAAUAAAUCGCUGGAAGAUUGACUUAUAUAUCAUCACAGCCAGAUUAUAUGAGCCUCCUGAAUUAUUAUUAUUGUUGUUGUUAUUUUGCACUAUAAUUUCCCUGAUUGAUCUGGCCACAUUUGGAGAAUUGGAGCAGGUUCAAGUUUGGUGCAUUUGCUUAGAAGAAGCAGUUCUGUUUAGCGUAAUGCCCAUUUUCUGCAGGACAUCAAAACUAGCAGAGGUCCGGAAGUGACUGCCUUUGGUCAGCCAGAAUCAUCCUCCUGUUUUAGACUCCAGAAUUGUUAUUUUUCUGUCCCUUCUUCCCAUUACCCCAGCUCAGCCCACCUUCAGUCCAUGACCUGUUCCUUUGAAUAACUUAGCAGAGAUCCCUGCGUCUCUACAUAUAUGUUGUGUGUAUGUUGUACCAGUGUGGAGAUGAUUGACUUUCUGUUGGCCCUAUUUUUUUGAGGUUCUCCAGGAUAACUUAAGGGGGUUAUUCAGAGAGCAGGUGCUGGUGGAUGGCCGUUUGCACUAAAAUGUAGGUGGGAUCAGGAGCCUUGCAACCUGGACUUUUCGUUGGAGUAACUUGAAAAGCAGAUACGUCAAGCUUGGGUAUCCUUGACAUCAGCUCUCUUACAUAGUUGAAUGCUUUGUUUACGGUAGAGCUGCUGUUAGAACGAUUCCUAAGAACGCAAUUUCAGGAAGGCUCAUAAGCUCCCAAGAUAAACCAGUCUGUCAACCUUUUUUGAUGGGGGGCGGCGAAGGACCAGUAGCACUAACGGUCCCCAUUCUAGGGAAAGCCACCAUCCCCGUCCAAUAUCUGCAGUUAGGCUUUUAAUGGCUAAAAUCCUUUCCGAGUUCCGUCCUUUAUAAAUAAAUGCUGCUCUUUUCUUUUUGGGAAAUGAUUUUUUUUUUUAAAAAUGACACUAAUGAAAGCUGCCUGUGUGUACAUUUUAAACACUGUUUUAGAUUAAUUAGUAUGCAGAUUUUGUUUUUCCUUUUUUUUUUUUGUAGACUGCUUUGGAAGAAAUAGCCUUAAUAAUAAAAUGGCCUCAGCUUUACUGACUUCUGAAGAGAGAGAGAGAGAGGGAGAGAGAGAGAGAGAAAAGAAAAUUAAAAUGUCUUUCAGGAAAUAUGCUAGAGGAGAAACAUUUGA